UUGAGUUCAAAAUGUUCAGUAACUUUUUAUAAUAUUCAACACAAAACUGAAGUACCUGGUCAAUGCGGACCCAUCUCUGCGACCAACCAAUUUCGCUGUAGCGAAAUAGACAAUUUGGCUAGCAUUCGGACAAAUAUGCGAUGAUUAUAAAGAAACGCACAGCAAAGGAGCAACGCAAUUAGCCAAGAACGCAAGAGGAACACGAGGAGAGGCCCACGCACGCCUGGAGAGGAUCAGCGCGAGAGUGAGAGAGCGAGCGACUGUGCGGCGUGUGCUGGCUGGCUGCUGACGUCUCUGGUUCGCAUUUUGCCCAGGACAACCAGUCGAGAUACCACGUCAACGCUACUGGCCAGGAGCACUUCAUUCACGCACCCAGACACGGAAAACACGUCACCUCGGACACAAUGUAUUGCCUGCAAUGCCUGCUGCCGGUGCUGCUCAUACCAAAGCCCACGAAUCCAGCGCUGAUGGAGACACAUGUGAUGUUCAUAGUGCUGUAUCUGGUGGGAUUCUUUCUGGAGCGAAAACCCUGCACCAUCUGCAGUUUGGUCUUUCUCACUACCGUCUCGCUGAUUUGCUACAGCGGCAUGGGCAACUGCAUCUUCUGGGGCAACUGUGAGGGGAAUCAGUGUGAGAAUGGCUAGAGAAGAACGUCUGAGUCGUCGGAGCGGAGGAGGCGUAGUAGGAGGAGUGCUAAUCAUAAUAAUUAUUUUAACAUGAAAUUACGUUCGCGUUGUUACAGCUUUACAUCCUAACGAAAACGAAACGAUAGAA
This is a messenger RNA of Drosophila subobscura, 774 nucleotides long. It is a transcript of the gene bc10, whose product is annotated as bladder cancer-associated protein. Lineage: Eukaryota; Metazoa; Arthropoda; Insecta; Diptera; Drosophilidae. The record is from RefSeq and is a predicted model, not a curated record. The transcript has 2 exons. Bases 405 to 644 code for a protein of 79 amino acids.